AUGUCCAUCGUCUCGAACAUUGUCCCACCACAUGCAGCUAUAACUUCGGUACAUCUGCUACCACACCAUAGGCUGCAACAAGUAUAUGAAGUCAAGCUGUCCGACCUGACGACUCUGCUCGUGGUCCUUCCACCACGUCCUAUAGUACGACUGCUGCGUUCCGAGCUAAACAUGGCAAGAUCUGAAGCUGCCAUUGUCCGGUGGCUCCAAGACGAGCUGGUUGUGACACAAUCUCCAGAAUAUAUCUCUUCCAGGGGCCCAUGCUACCCAGAGCAGUGUGCCGCAGAGUCGAGAGCACCGAGAGAGCCCAGACCAGCGGCCCAGAAGAGUCUCACGGCAGUUCGUUCCAACCCAGCCGGCUUCCCCAAGAUGGUAAAAGCCGAUCUAAUUCAAUAUAUCCCGUGUCCGCUCUCUCUGGCUCCGCAACCACAUUCAGCUACGUCUGUGGAUUCAUCAAGCUUUGUUUCACCGCCAUCAUCAUUAUCCUCGUAUCUUUCCUCGUUCUCCUCGUCCUCGCCAUCUCUCCUGGAGUUCAAUGUGUUCCGACCACCUCCAGGAACACCCGUCGCGGCCCUUUCGUCACCGUUGACAACAGAGGAGCGCGCAUCCGUCGAUUACCAGGCAGGUAAAUUUCUCCGCCGCCUGUCUCAAGUCACGUCCAAAUCAGGCAGUUUCGGGCCUGCCCUAGCAGUCUUAACACCACACUCCAAGCCUGGAAUUCCGCAAGUCGGCGAUCUUGUCACGGGUAUGAGCUCCUGGUCAGUGGCUUUCCAUUCUAUACUCGAAAGCAUCUUAAGGGAUGGGGAGGAUGUUGCCGUGUCUCUGGCGUAUUCGACCGUCAGAAAACACUUUUGUCGACUGGGCCACCUCCUUGAUUCCGUUACUACACCCUCUCUUGUCAUUGUUGACGCUAUGGACGAUACAAACCUUCUCGUUAAACGUUCACCAGCCGUUCGGCGACACUCUUCCAGUUCAUAUUUAUGUCCGGUAACAGACAGCGAUCCAAACAAGACAGGACUAAAGGAGCCUAAGCAGAGAAACACGUUCCCCGCUUCACCGACGGAUCAAGAGCCAUCUUCGAGAGCCGAUGUCCAGAUUGGGCAAAAUUCGUGUUUGCAAGACGUUCCACAGUUGUCCUCUCCCGAGUCUUCUGAGCCGCCUGCGGAUAUAUUUGUAACAGGUCUGCGGGACUGGAGCCACUGUAUAUUCGGCGACCCCCUGUUUGCGUCGGUCUUCUGCGACCACCCCAGCCCUCCUUUCCUUGAUGGCUUCAACGGUGCAAGCAGCGGCGGCGACUCAGCUCUUCAUGACUCUUUCACCAGCCAAGAGGAAAGUGAGAGCAGUGCAAUUCGGGUUCUGCUCUACCAGUGCUACCAUGCCAUCGUACAGAUUGUGAGAGGUUUUUACCGCCCCACAAGAGAUCAGACCGCGAGAGAGCUUGCUGCCAGGAAACGGUUGACGGAAAUUUUGGCCAAGCUUGAUACUAUAGAUAUAGACACAAAACGUCAGUUUCGACACCGGCGGUCAAGUGGAGAGAUAUCGCCUUCCAAGAGGUCCAAAUCCGAAUGCGCUGAAGAGGGCCCCCGGGGCUGA
Sporothrix schenckii 1099-18 is the source of this 1593-nucleotide messenger RNA. RefSeq lists its product as uncharacterized. The coding region runs from base 1 to 1593 and encodes 530 amino acids. The record is from RefSeq and is a predicted model, not a curated record. NCBI's taxonomy places the organism in Eukaryota, Fungi, Ascomycota, Sordariomycetes, Ophiostomatales, Ophiostomataceae. The transcript has a single exon.